Molecule: messenger RNA, 1647 nt
Organism: Ectocarpus sp. CCAP 1310/34
Lineage: Eukaryota; Phaeophyceae; Ectocarpales; Ectocarpaceae
Source: the annotation of a GenBank genome assembly
GGCCAAGGAAGUCCCAACUAGACAAAAGGCAGCAAGAAACCAGCACUACAAUGUCUUCCGCUGCAGCUGGAGGCUCGCGUGCCCUUCACUGGGUACUCAAGAUCGGGAGCUUGAAGAAGUCCAUGACGUUCUUCGAGAACGUUCUCGGCCUGAAGGUGCUUCGGCACGAGGAGUUCGAUGAGGGCUGCGAGGCCACCUGUAACGGCCCCUACGGCGGGGCGUGGUCCAAGACGAUGAUCGGGUAUGGCCCGGAAGAGGAGAGCUUCGCCCUGGAGCUCACGUACAACUACGGCAUCGACGGCUACAAGAACGGGGACGACCUGCAGUACAUCUGCCUGCAGCUGGACGUGGAGGCGACCAAGGCUAAGGCGGAGGCCGAGGGUUACGCCUGCGCGGCGGCCAGCGGCGGAGGCGUUCUCAUCUCCGGGCCGGACGGUUACAAGUACAAGGCGAUCCCUUCCAUCGAGGGGAGGAAGGAGCGGUUCGUUUCGGUGGGGCUGAAGGUGUCGGACCUGACGGCGUCCACGGCGUACUGGUGCGGUGUGCUCGGCAUGUCCAAGUUUUCGGCGCCGGCGCCGGCGAGCGAGCCGGGGGAUGGUGUAGGCUUGUUGAGCGAGACCGUGGGCUACGGCGAAGAGCAGGUCAAGCUCGAUUUGCUGCAGGCUCCGGGGGCGGAGAAGACUCCGAUUGACCACGGGUUGGCCUCUGGCCGCAUUGCGUUCGCGUGCGACCUCGUGCCCCCCAUCCACUCGGAAGCGGCGGCCGCGGCCAGCGGCACCGUGAUCACGCCGCCCUUGACCCUGCCCACCCCAGGGAAGGCGGACGUGGUGGUCACAAUCCUCGGCGACCCCGACGGCUACGAGAUCUGCUUCGUGGAAGCCGUCGCCUUCUACCAGCUGGCGGAGCCCAAGUACGACGUCAUCGACUUCGAGUCCAGGGCCACCAGAGGCGGGGACGGGGCCGCCCCGCCCAAGAGCGAGAAGCUGCAGCACGCCGCCGGCGUUACCGCAGCGGUGACGACGCCGGAGGAGGUGGCCGAGGCGGUCGCCGCGGCGUCCGGGGACGGGGUGGUCUUGUUGGACUUUGGCGCGGGCUGGUGCAAGAAUUGCAAGAAAAUGGUGCCGGCCAUCGAAAAGCUGGCCACGGGACCUCUCGGGGAAAAGCUCAAGGUGCUGACUGUGGACAUCGACGAGGCGGACGAGCUCGCGGACGAGUACGACGUGAGCGGGGUGCCGACCUUCGUGGCGCUGAGGGGCGGCAGCGGCGACAAGGCCGACGAGUACAAGGGCAACGAUCCCGCCGCGUUGGAGGCCAAGAUUUCGGCGUUGCUCGGGUAAUUGGAUGUAGUGGGUGCUGGAGGCUGUUGUGUGCUUCUUGUUGGCCGGCCAGCGCGGCAGCCUGCCUCCUGGUGCCUCUGUGAGCGUUAGCACUGCAGGGGGUGGUUGAAAACCCGCCCCUGUUCCUCUGGUGGUUGUAUCGUUCUACAAUCAAGUCAUUUCGGCGGCGCAUUGAAGGCGGACUUCGUUUCUUGUCGGUGAGUCAAGCUUUCCGCGUAUUACGGGAGGUCUGGAUCUCGGUACACAUCGGACGAAUGCUUGUGAAUGCCGUGAAGGUGCCGCCCCUCCCCCCCCCCCCCCCCCCCCCCCC